Messenger RNA from Platichthys flesus (European flounder), 9086 nucleotides. It is a transcript of the gene carmil2, whose product is annotated as capping protein regulator and myosin 1 linker 2. Gene Ontology annotation, molecular function: protein binding. The record is from RefSeq and is a predicted model, not a curated record. Gene Ontology annotation, cellular component: plasma membrane; lamellipodium. Bases 164 to 5683 code for a protein of 1839 amino acids. The transcript has 41 exons. Gene Ontology annotation, biological process: cell migration; regulation of Arp2/3 complex-mediated actin nucleation. Lineage: Eukaryota; Metazoa; Chordata; Actinopteri; Pleuronectiformes; Pleuronectidae.
UGGAGGUUAGACUAAGUUACUGCCUGCUUUGGCUUUUCUACCUUCACUGAUAUGAUGACGCACAACUAGGAACAGGAUGUGAGUGUAUGGGAGGAUUUGUACAGAUGUUGAACACAGAUGGAUGUUUGUGCGUUGAUACCAGUGUUUUACUGAAGACUACAGGAUGGAAUCCAUCUCUCAGAGCCUACAAGAUCAGAUCUCAGAGCUGCUGAAGCCUCACAGAGUCUGUCUGGUGACGCCUGUUGCUCUGAACAGCUCCACUCAGACAUGCGGGAGAUCGUCCGACACGUUUGUGGUACUGAGUCUGUGGAGAGGUUACCUGGUCGUGAACAAGCAGCCUGUCAGGGUGGAGAGCACUUUCAGCUACAUAGAGGUUUGCUCCAUCGACAUUCAUGGUCUCACAAAGAUUGUGUUGGAGACAGACAGGCAGACUCUGUCUUUCAGCGUAUGGCAUGUUGAGGAUCUUGAGGCCAUGGUCGCUCACAUGACUGCUUCACUGAAGAGGAUCUUCCCUGAUUCAUCCCCAGGAAAGCUAUUAAAGACGAUUCCUGCAGACCUCCAGCAGAGACUCAUCACAUUGACUGCUGUGAUUGAGGAGCAGAUGAACAGUCAGCCUGGCUGCUGUGGAGGAUUCUUUGAUACCUAUGCUGCUCUAUGUGAUUUCAAUGAGAUGCCAUUUAUAGAGGAGAUUCAGUGGGAUGUUGACAACAUCUACUCCACCCACAACUGGAGACAGUUCAACCUGCACGACUUCAGCCACUUAGACAGCAGAGAUUUGGCGGUAGCAGUAGCAGCUCUGUCCUUCAACCACUGGUUUACCAAGAUCUACUCCAAAGAUCUCAAGAUGUCAGCAGAUGUCCAGAAGCAGCUGACUUUCCUGCUCUCCAGGUCUCCCAGUGUGGAGGAGCUCUCACUGGAGGCCAGUGGACUCAAACUUGACUUUGCAGUCAAAAUGGCCUCUGCCCUGCGUGAGCACGCCUGCUCUACCCUGCAUUCCAUCAACCUCUCAGACAAUCCAAUCGAAGACAAAGGUGUAAUAGCUCUCAGUCAGGAGCUGGAGAAUCUACCUAAAGGACUCAAGCACCUUUCUCUGUCCAGAGUAUCAAUGACUGCAAGAGGUAUGGGCUGUCUGAGUCAGCUGUUAUGCUCCAAUCAGCUCUUCUCUGCCUCUCUGACCCACCUUGAUCUGUCUGCUAACCCCAGCACCCUGGUUACUGAGGAGGCCACGUUUCUCUUCAAGUUCCUUUCCAGACGUAACUCUCUAUGUCACCUGGACCUCAGUGAUACCAGCUGUCCCCUUGACACGUUAUUUGUGUCGCUCUCCUCUGGCUGUUGUUACAAACUGAUGCACCUGAACCUUGCCAGGAAUCCUUUCAGCCACAGAAAGGUGCGAGGGGUGACCAGGAGCAUUGAAAAGUUCUUCAGUAAAAGCUGUGAGCUGAAAUAUGUGAACCUUUCUGUGACCAAACUACCUCCACAAGCUCUCAGGUUAUUACUUCAGGGCCUGGCAACCAACACCCAUCUCUCUGGUCUGGAGUUGGACCUUAGUAGCUGUGAGCUACGUUCUGAAGGGGCCCAGGUCAUACAAGAGCAUAUCUAUGAAGCUACUGCUAUAGAAAGUCUGGAUAUCUCUGACAAUGGUUUUGAAAAUGACAUGGUGACUCUUGUCCUGUCUCUUGGUCGUUGUCGCUCUCUUCAACGUCUUGCUUUAGGGGGGAACUUUGCCAUGAAGUCCAGAGCUCUCACUGAUGUUCUUCAUCGUAUAGCUCAGCUCAUUCAGGAUGAAGAGUGUACCUUGCAAUUUCUAUCAGUGUGUGACUCCAAGCUGAAGACCGGGAUGCACAUCCUGCUGAGUGCUCUGGGAGGCCACACAGCUUUGGCUGAACUAGACAUCAGUGGAAACAACAUCGGAGACACUGGAGCCAAAAUGCUGGCUAAAGCCCUGAUGAAUAACACUAGACUGAGGUCUCUGACAUGGGACAGAAACAAUGUCACUGCCAGGGGUUUCCAGGAUGUGGCAGAUGCGUUGGAAAGGAACUUCACUCUGCAGCAGGUGUCUCUGCCUCUGGCUGAUAUCACACAGAGUUACCGCAGUGACACUGACAGAACAAAAGAGGCCCUGCACAAGAUUCAACAGUGUUUGGACAGAAACAACCAGAAACAGUUUAACAGAGUGGAACUUCAGCGAGGGUUUGUACCUCAACAAUCAGAAAGGCUGGUUCAUGGUAUGUGUCGGCAGCUGGAGGACAGUCUUCAACAAUUAAACCCCUGCAUCAUUCAGGAGGCUCAGGCUGACAUCCUAAAAGCCCACGAGGUGCUGCACAAUGCCAGAGAGUCGUGCAAGGUGCUUCCCUCUCUGUAUGAGGCAGGAAGGACAUGUGCCUCUCAUGGAGACAUUGUGAUCAGCAUCCUCACUAACACAGCAGCUGCAGUGACCAGGGAGUUCACUCUAAGCAUUCAGGAAAUGGCUCAACGCCUGAUGAGGUGCGCAGGGGAAGUGUGUCCACGUGUAAGUGUGAGUGAGUGUCUGUCAGACGAGUGUGUGUCCAAAAGAAGGACACUGACACAGAUGUUUCUGAGAAGCACUCUGGUGGAGAACACAGGGAAGAUCAUCAUCGACAGACUGAGUGAACUAAGACAAACAUUGAGUGUCUCUUUGGCUGAAAGCAUCAUAGAACAAGUACUAAAGGAUCUGACAGUAGCACAGGAUACCAUGGAUUGUCUAAUAAAAGAACAUUCAUGCUGUGCUCUUCGACUCAACAUCCCAGAGCUCCUUCUGGGUGACUGUGACUUACCAACUGAUGAUUACAGUCCAGCGUUUUGGAGAAAUAGCUUCAACUUCAAGAGCCUGAGACCUGCUUCUUCAAUUAAGAGUCUCCUCGAUGGGGACUGGGAGCAGAAGACCAGGAACAGAGUAGCAGAGGGAGAGAGGGGAGGAGAUGCUGGAGAGGAAAGAGGAGGAGAAGAAAGAUAUGACCUCCGCCACCUGCCAGUCACAGACACAAGCCCCUCCCUUUCCCCCUCCCCUUCCCCGAACCCCUCCCCCCCGGGAUGGAGGAGGCGGAGGGAGGGGGAGGUGGUGGAUGCUGCAGCAGCAUUAACAGGAGCGAGAGGAGCAUCGCUCAUUCCUCCUCCCAGUCUCCCCCUACUGUACUCCAUCUCCACUCCAGCGCCAGAGGAGGAGGCUGCCGGCCGUGGAGGCUCAUCCAGACGAGAAGCUCCAUUCUCCCGCUGCAGCCCCAAAUCUGGAUCCUCCGCCUCUCCCAUGGAGCCUCUACCCACCCAGGGACAGACUCUAAGGCACUACACCGCCUCCCGACCACGGCCACGACGCACACAUACACAACCCCCCUCCUCCAGGCCUCAGGAGCCAGUUUCAAAAGUAGAGAAUGAGGCCAGUGAGGGUAUGGGCCGAGUGGAUGAAGGAGUAGAGGAGUUCUUCACAAAGAAAAUCCUCCCUGACUAUGCACUAAAAGGCCGGUGGGAGGAGUCAAACCCUGCCCAAGCCACUCCCCCAGAAUCAAGUUCCACCCCUUCUGCUUCAACCCCCUUUUCCUCUUCGUCCGAGAAUAUCACCUCCUCUAUCACCACCACUGUCACCUCUCCCUCUGUCCCAUAUACUGACACAUCCUUUACAUCCACUGAUGUUCCACCCCUUUUUGCAUCCUCAAUUACCCCAACACCCUCUUCUGUAACCACCACCACAAACACUGCAAUUCCUACCAAAAACAUCAAGAAAAAGUUUGGCGAUUUCUUCGUUUUCAAGAGGGCUCGGGCUGGCCGAGUCACCAAGGCAGGAGGGGGAGAGGGAGGAGUAGGAGAGGGGGUGAAGGUCAAAAGGACCUCCAUUGCAGACCUUAUUCGACCCCUCCGCGAGGCCAAAGAAAGGGAGAGAGAGAGGGAGAGGGACAAGGAGAGAGAAAAGGAGAGAGAGGCAAGGUCAGGGAUGGAUGCUAAUGUUUCUGAUGAUGCCGCCACUACAGAAGGAACCAUUCCCACAAGCCACCAUGUUGUAGGAGAUGCAAAGGAAGUGAUGGCACCUGCCAAUACAUUAACCACAACGCCUCCCAGUGAGACCAGUCCUUCUUACCCCACCAUCAGCCCUGACCCCAUUGGUGCUACGCUUUCCAACCUAGAAGAAGAGGCAGUGUUGUCAGGUUGCACCCCCAGCCCCAUUGUCACAUCCCCCUUAACUGAGCAGGAGAGAAGUACUGUGCUGACGAGAGAGAUGAAGUUGGGAGGGACCCCAUAUGGAGAGAGAGGACUGAAGGCCACCAAGAGGUUACUGAGAGAGGGCAAGAGUCAGAGUCUCAUCCUGCUGACCGGACUGGAGCCUGAAGACAAGGAUAAUAUACACAGUAAGAAACAUGCAUCUGAGAGCACCCCCAGCUUUGAGCAGAGACUUCAAAUGAUGCUGCACAGAAUGGGUGUGGCCAAGACCAGUUCUGCUGACACCAAAACUAACAAAGACGAGGAGCUUAGAAAGGCCAAUUCUGAAGGCGCUAUCCUGGAAAAACCUGAACCACCUCCCACAUACAAGAAACCCAGAACCAUGUCCACAUCAUCAGCAGACCCUAGGCAUCUUAUUAGCGUACUGGACCCCAUCCGACCAGACCCUCCCCUUCACCCGAAGCCUAGUCUCCAUGAUCGCCCCUUUGGCUCCCUGCCACCCAAACCUGCCAUUGCAGCCAAACCUCCCCUCCCCACCCCGGCUGCUUCUGCAGGGGGAGGAGCUCGUCCAUCUUCUGCUCCUCCAUCCAGCAGCAUGGUAGAAAGAGUCCCGCUCAGAGCACACACUCGUGAUGGCAGGCCAGGCGAGAGUGCAGUUCAGAAUGGAGGCCAGGGAGGUCCCCAGGGUGCAGCCUCAGCUCCGUCCCCCAGGAAAGAGCAGCUGCCUCCAUCCCCAUCUCCAUGGAGGGGUCCCAGUGCACAGGAUCGCCAGGAGAAAGCACAAUCAGUGACAGACGAGUGUCUUUCCAAGCCACGCCAACAUGUGAAGACCCUUCUACAACGUAGAGCUGUGUCCGUCCAUGAAGACCCUCUGGCUAUGACACAAGAGCUGAAGGCAGUGUUACAGAGAUCCCCCAUCCGUUUCCGGGGAAACAGAGGAGACUUACCCACCUGCACUGAAGAUCCAUCCAGUGCAGAGGAAGCACAAAGAGCUCCGGAAGCCAGUGACACAGGAAAAGAGACAGCUGAAGAAAAAAAGGACCAGAAGGAGGAGCUGAAGUCACAGAAAGGUGGCGGGAUGAUAGCUGAUGCAAAGCACCCCUCUCCAGAAGAGGAAGAAGCCCUAGGCUCAGGGUGUCCCUCCUCUACAGCUCAGACUCAAAAAGGAGUAUCAGCACCUCAACUCUUCACUCCAUCCGCAGCCAUUAACAAAGCUUCAUCCACCCAGGAGAGGCCUCCAGCACGUACCCCAAUGCUGGAAGAGCCUUCUGUAAACUCCACAGCACAGAAAAAGAGCCCCAGCACAGUCCCAACUUUCGACAAACUACUUGUGUGCCCACCACUCCAAGACAAGACCUCCAGCACAACCCACAAGAAGAAGAGCCCUGGCAUGGCACCAGCUACAAAGAAUCUUGGAAACAGCACAGAGGAGAGAGGAGAGGCGCUCUUAAAACAGCACACAAUGAAGGCAGAGCCUGCAGACCAAAGAACUGAGCCCCCUUUGUCUGAAUAACACACAACAUUGACUUAUCCAAGGAGAAAAGACACACCUCGGAGAGAGAGGGAGGAAGGGGCUGUGACAUGACUGAGAUAAGGAAAUGCAAGGGCACAUGAGUUCUGAGAGAAACACCCUGUGGAAAAAAGCUGCUGAGUCCCACAUCAUUAGUGUUCUCCUGAGAACUAGAUAUUAUUUAGUGAACACGGUUGGUGCUUGUUUAAAUGCUAGCCUACAGCUAACAUCCCAUUUAACAACACAUUUAGUGUUUGUAGUCAUCAACAUGCUAGGUUUCAACACAAAUACACAAAAAUCGCCUGCUUAUAUAAAUUAGAUCAUUAUGACAAAAUAACAGGUUUUAAAGGUCCAUUAAGUAAUUUAUUUCUUCUCACUUUACCUUCUUACUUUCUUUUACUUCCAGGUUCGUCUUCGAUCCACCCUGCUGUAUUUUACUUUGACUUACUUCCAAGUGAUUAAAUGACCAUUAGACCCAUUAAGCUAAUUUUUAAUUGGGUAUUUUUGUUAAAUGUUUAAAUCUUAAUGAGUCAAAAAAUAUUGAUUGAAUGGUGCUCUCUCUCUCAAUCCACUGUUUCUUUUUUGUCAAUGGCCUGAUAUUCAGGUUGAUGUUGGCUGUUUAGGAUGUGUAAUCUGGUUGGAACUUUCUAUUACUACUUAGGCCCUGCACUGUACAUCACAGUCUCUAACAGCUUCCGUACUGACAGGCAGAAAAUAAACAUUCUGUCCUGCUGACAAACAGACAUAUUACUCCCUCCUGAGUUUCCUAAAUUCAACAUGAGAUAAAAAAAAUACAUUUGUAAUACAAAAUUCACACAUGCAGUGGCAUGAAUGUAAUUACAGUAUAAAACCCAUAGUAACAUUUAUUCACAUAAAGAUGUACAUCAUCAGUUGGAUUUAUGGAUAUAAGCAAACUGCUGAGGGAGAUGAGGUAAAGUUACAUAAGAAGGAGUUUAGUUUUCAGGUACACGAACAUGCAGGCUUUCUAACUGAUAAUCGCUCUAGUGAGAUGAGCUGGAAAUAGAUUAACAAUGAAUUUUUUUUUUUUUUUUUCAGUUUUCUUAAGCUUUUACACUUAUAGACGCUGCAUGGUGGCAGACUGCAGGACUUCAGCAGUUCACAAGGACAGUUCCCUGUCCCUUGUUUGACUUAAUCCGUCACUCAAACCAUCUUGAAUCUGAUUUGAAAUACAUUUUCCUCAUGUACCAGAGCAACCAACUGAUAAAUUCAAGGUUUUUAAACAGCAACACCCUGCUUUCAUGGAAAUCUCUAAAGUUUCAUUCUUUGGCUUUUAUUUCAGUCAGUCCAUUUACAAUACUAUAAAUAACCGUGUCAGUCAUCACAAAAGGGGAAACUUUGAAUCAGAAGCACGGCACAAAAACUACCCACUUCGAGGUUUGGUACUUUGGGCUAAGAGUAAACAACAUAAAUAUAAGGUUUUGUCUCCACCAGAUAUUUGUCAUUUUAUGAUACGUACCAGACUUCGUGACUACAGAACCAGCUCUAAACAUGCUCCAAAGAAUAUUUAUAAUUCCAGAAGUUGACCACAUUUUUUUAGUUGUUUUCAUUUUUUUAUUAUUUCAAAUCAAUUUCCUCUACACUACUUAUUAAAGUCCACAUUAUGCCAACUAUAUGGUAUAAUAUUCAAAUUUUCAAAUGUGAAGAUGUUUUCACAUUAAGUCUUUGGAUCUUCAGAUGAACAAAUGGAACGCUCUUUCUAAUUCAGUCACUGUCGCUAAUUGAAGUCAGGUUCAUUCAUUCCAUUUGACAACUAUAAGUAUGUCCAUCAGGGAGGAGCGUAUAAGUAUGAUCAGAUGUAGUGUAAGAUAAGAAUCAGUAUAUUCAGUCUAUAGAAGUGUCAGGGUGGUUGUUGAGAAUGGUGCGUGGUUAGUGAGAGCAGACCUCAGUUCCGCUCUCGAUGUUGUCAGCGACCUGAGCCUCCGUCUCAUCCUCGGGUAGAGUUUAUUUUCUACUGUCAUAUUUAUCUUUGCCUUGCACACACAGGAUAUGUACAAAACUACAUAAGCAAACAGAAAAACGUUAUGAAAGUUAUGAACAGAGUAUUAAUCCAUACCUAUACUUAUAAUUAUUAAAAGUUGUCAAAAUGUGUAUUCUCUUGUUUUUGUUGUGAUACUGUUGUUUUAUUUCGUCCUUCAUUCAAGUUUUUAAAGUCUCAGAAAACAGUACCAUGUUAAACUGGGAGACACGAAAUAGAGAAGAAAAAGGCUGCAGUUGGAUAAUUUAAUAUUGGACCCAAUGUUUGAGGGACUCUACCUGAAGCAGAGAGGCAUAAGUUAGGAUAUAGAGUAUAUAGUGCUGCUUAGAUUUCAACCAUUUCUUACUUGCCAAAUUUGUUGGACUAACCUGCUUGUAGGCCAAACAUUGAAUCUAAUAGGAAACACUUUUUUACAGCCCAUUUUAGUUUUUUACUUGAUUUUGAGAUUUACUUUCCUUCCUACCCUUUAGGUGUUUUGCAGUAUAUUUCUUGAAGAUACAGUAAGCAAAGGUUGGAAUUCCUUUUACAUUUUCUAAAGGUUCACGUCUGUGAUGUAUAAGUGAAGUGUGCUCUCUGUGUUUAGUAGUGAAACAACCCUAACCCUAACCCUGAACGGGAAACCAAAAUGACCCCACAUAUCUGAUACUCCAUUUAAAAAACAGUGUGUAGAUUCCAUACUGAAAAAGAGCAAAAAAAAUAGAACGUGCAUGAGUGGAUCUGCCUCAUAUCCUGCCCUCUACAUACUUACAAUCAACAAUAUAUGGUCAAUGCAAAGCACCUCAUGAAUGUCUGAUAAUCAAUCAAUCAAUCAAAUUGUAUUUGUAUAGCCUAUAUUCACAAAUUACAAUUCGUCUCAUAGGGCUUACGUAACACUGUAUGGACAAUUGCGCCUCUCCCUCUGAUGCUUUCCCUCCUGUUUUUCACAUUUAGUGAAAAUAUUUAUCCAUAAGUUAAACACCUUUAAGUCAUCUUUUAUUUUAUGAUGUUGCAUUUAGUGAACUUUUGCUUUGGAUUUGCAACUGUGAUGCAUGUAUUGUGUUUCUCUUUUGUAUUGUCUGAUGUGUUGUUCUUUGAUGUGUUGGGUUCAUUCACAACCAUAUGUUUGUGUAUAUCCCCAGACAAUAGAAAAAUCUACAGAAAUCUAUGUCUAGCUUUCCUAUCAGUUAUACAUCUCAUUCAGGGACGGCCGGCAGGAGCAAUUUGGGGGCUUGCAUAUUGGACGAACUGGGAAUCGAACCAAUGCUCCGCCAAUAAGUGUACAGCCUGCUCUAACUUCUAGGCCACCGACACUCAUGAACGAAGAAAGCUGGUUUUUGUAAAACUGUAUUUUACCUGGUACACCUCAAAAUAUAGAUGACCUUUCAUGAUGAUGGUGCAUCAGUAAAAGUUGGCAUUAAAAAUAUGACAUGA